This is a messenger RNA of Argentina anserina (silverweed cinquefoil), 919 nucleotides long. RefSeq lists its product as uncharacterized. Bases 36 to 584 code for a protein of 182 amino acids. The record is from RefSeq and is a predicted model, not a curated record. NCBI's taxonomy places the organism in Eukaryota, Viridiplantae, Streptophyta, Magnoliopsida, Rosales, Rosaceae. The transcript has 4 exons.
CCCCUAAGGUUAGGUUUUUCUCUUUUAGAGCAGCCAUGGGCGCUUCCAACUCCAUUAACAGAGAACCCACCGACUCCCCACCAAACCCCGACCCAAUGUCCGAUUCACCCUCCAAAACCCAAUCCAAGGAGCCCCAAUCCGACCCCACACCCUCCUCCCCACACCCACCGGCGGCGGCGGAGCAAGUAGAGACCGGCGGCGGAGCAGAGGAGGAUGAUGAGGAGGAGAAGGGGGAGUGUGGGUUCUGCUUGUUCAUGAAAGGCGGGGGUUGCAAAGAGAGCUUCGAGGCGUGGGAGAAUUGCAUAGAAGAAGCGGAGAAGACAAACGAGGACAUUGUUCAGAAGUGCUUCGAGAUGACGUCAAAGCUCAAAGACUGCAUGCUGGCCCACUCCGAUUACUACGAGCCCAUUCUCCGCGCCGAGAAAGCCGCCGAGGAACAGGCCAUCAAGGAGCUCGACAGCGAGAAAUCCACGGACAAGGAGGAGGAGGCGGUUAUAGAACUCAACGACAACGUGGAGACACCACCGGCGGCGGAGGGUGGAGUGAGUUCCGAAGGAGAGGGAAGCAGUAGCCGGUUGGAUUGAUCGGAAAUCUUUGGGACCUGUAGCUCUUCUAAUCUCGAAGCCUGGAAGCUGAUGUUAAUAAUGAGGUGUCGCAUGGCUUGCAAACACAAGGUUCAUGUUGGAGUGAUUCUUGAUCUGGGAUCAAGGGAAGGAAAGAUGAUUCUCAGAUGUAUUUCAAUGGCUCUCUCUGAUUUUUACCAUCUGCACAAUAACUACAGCACACGAGUAGUUCUCCACAGUAAGGAUUCCAAAGGUGAACCACUGCCUGCUCUGUCAGCUGCCCUUGUCCUUGUGGAAAACAUCAAAGUGGGAGCAAUAAUUGGUGCACAAACAAGAGAGGAAGCAAACUUUUUGGG